AUGAUCUUUUUCUUCUAUCAGCAGAACCAGAAAAAGGAACCGGAUCAACCAGAGGAGAGAGACGCUGGAUCUGACCCACAAACAGAGAAACUGCAGGUUUUUUCACCUCACAUCUCAGGAAACUCCUAUGAGAAUACAGAUGGCUUCUGCUCUGAAACAUCUGAUCGCAGAGCUAGCGCUACCAGAGAAGUGUCAGAGGUGGAAGCGUGUCCCUCUGAGUCCAAGCAGUGGGACCUCAGAGGACUGCAACACUCAGAUCAUGAAGACCUGACAUCUUCUCAGGAAUCAACAAAAGAAGGCAGCUUUUCAGAGAGAAACACGAGGGAAUCCACUCUGAUGGAGAGGGGACGAGCGACUCAUCCAGUGUCUGCAGUGGAAAGAGAGAGAACGAUGCGCAACCUGGUGGACAUGCAAAGACGGUUCGAAGAGAAGCAUCAAAGAGACAAAGAGAGACAGUUUCUGAGGGUUCAAGAGCGACUGGCGAUUAUUCAGAACAGGAAGGCAGAAGAAGAUCUGCUGGGCCUGAAGAAUACAGACCGACUAAUCCAUCUCACUCAGGACCUACCCAUGGAAGACAAAAACCAGCAGAAGACCGUUGUUAGAGAGAGGCUGGAGCAGCUCAGAAGAGAGCGCUCUUACAUCAUGCAGUCCAGGCGAAACAGGAAUACGAUGGGAUUUAAGGAACUCUUGGCUCCAGUUCAACUGCACAGCAGUGAGACAGAAGAUGGAACAAACUGAGAGGCUACAACUGCCUUUAUUUGGCUCUAAAACAUCUUUGUCCUGAUAUUUUCAGUUAGAAAUUAUUUUCUAUCAUUUGUGUGACAUGUUAAUGUUUAUUUUGAACCCAGUUAUUUUCCUUUUAUGAUAAUUUAAUAUAUAGUGUUCAUUCGUUUCUUCAGGCAUUCUGAAUGUCUUUCAAGAAUACUUUUAUUCCCUUUCAGUCCAGUUAUUUCACCUGGCCAUUGGGGGUUUCGGAAAAAAAUUGGACAGUUAAAGUGUCAGGCCUUUAAAAGAAACCUAAUUCCCUGUAUAAGUCAUGUCUCCCGCUCUGAUAGAGCGCUAAAAGCAGCCAAAGUCCAACCAGACCUUCAGAAAGAACUAAAACUGCCAACUUAAAAAUGACUACAAAUUCUGCUUCUGUAAAAGACAAAGGAAAGAGAAACCAAUACAUUGUCAAUAUACAUUUUAAUUACCAUUUUGACAAACAUAAGCAUCAACAGUAAUGUAAUUAAUAACUCCUUUAAGUGUGUGUAGAUAGUUAUCCCCAGAGGUCAAUCACACAAUGAACCAGAGGCCUAUGUGAAGAUUUUACAGAAGCUCCAUUAAUCUUCCUUGAUGUGAACAGAACAAUUAUGUUGCUCACUUGUGUAAAAGGUUGUGACAACAGAACACCACUGCUGUAAACACUGAGUGCACCUAUGGAACAGGACUUGUAUUUAUUUACAGGCAUAUUAGGCUGAGAAGAAAGAACAUUAGA
Molecule: messenger RNA, 1477 nt
Organism: Nothobranchius furzeri (turquoise killifish)
Lineage: Eukaryota; Metazoa; Chordata; Actinopteri; Cyprinodontiformes; Nothobranchiidae
Product: histone-lysine N-methyltransferase, H3 lysine-79 specific
Source: RefSeq, a predicted model, not a curated record